AUGUCUUACUCGCAACUCUUAAAAUUUAUCCAAUCCAUUCAAAUUGCUUAUGACAAGGAACACCCAUCUUUUAACGCCGACGAAGAGCAGCUCUUACCUUCUUUAAUUCUCAAGUUGCUGGAUGCACAGGCUACGAUACUAGACGUCGAGAGCGGAAAAAACUUGGUUGAUAGCGAUGUUGAAUGUUGGCUAGCGGCGAUGGACGUUGAACGUCAUUCGCUUAAUCAACUUGAGCAAAUCUCAACAGACUUUCACUUGGAAAUUUCUCUUGUUGAUCUUCUUCCCACCCCUGGCUCCAAAAACUGGCUGAAGCUCGGUGAGCAUGCAAGUCUUAUGGCUAAUUGGUUAGACACAAAACGCUUUCGAUUAUCAGACAAGGAAAUUCACGAGUGA
Messenger RNA from Melampsora larici-populina 98AG31, 393 nucleotides. RefSeq lists its product as uncharacterized. The transcript has a single exon. The coding region runs from base 1 to 393 and encodes 130 amino acids. The record is from RefSeq and is a predicted model, not a curated record. NCBI's taxonomy places the organism in Eukaryota, Fungi, Basidiomycota, Pucciniomycetes, Pucciniales, Melampsoraceae.